Molecule: messenger RNA, 1332 nt
Organism: Aureobasidium pullulans EXF-150
Lineage: Eukaryota; Fungi; Ascomycota; Dothideomycetes; Dothideales; Saccotheciaceae
Product: aspartate aminotransferase
Exons: 3
Coding region: 1-1332 (443 amino acids)
Biological process (GO): L-aspartate biosynthetic process
Cellular component (GO): cytosol
Molecular function (GO): pyridoxal phosphate binding; L-aspartate:2-oxoglutarate transaminase activity
Source: RefSeq, a predicted model, not a curated record
AUGGUUUCCACUUCGACUUCUUCAGACCCUCAAUCUCGCCUCCAACAGAUCACCUCCCACAUGUCUACCACAAACACAAUGAAGGCCUCAUCGUUCGGCGCAAACAUUGUGCCCCAGGCACCUGAAGAUCCCCUGUUUGGAUUGAUGGCCGCCUUCCGCCGCGAUACUGACCCAAAGAAGGUCGAUCUUGGUAUCGGAGCUUACAGAGACAACAACGCAAAGCCCUGGGUGUUACCCGUUGUAAAGAAGGCCGAUGACCUCCUUCGUCAAGAUCCCAACCUCAAUCACGAGUACCUACCUAUUGCUGGUCUCGCCGACUUCACAACCGCAUCUCAGAAGCUGAUCUUCGGUGCCGAUUCGCCCGCCCUCAAGGAGAAGCGUGUCGUUUCUCUGCAGACCAUCUCAGGAACUGGAGCUGUCCACCUGGGCGCUGCUUUCCUGGCCAAGUUCUACAACCCUUCCAACUCAGAGGCCAAGACUAUCUACGUCUCAAACCCUACGUGGGCCAACCACAACCAGAUCUUCUCAAAUGUCAAGCUCCCCAUCAAGAACUACCCCUACUUCUCUGCUGAGACCAAGGGUCUUGACUUCAAGGGCAUGGUCCAGACGAUAGAGCAGGCCCCUGAGAGCAGUGUCAUCCUGCUCCACGCUUGCGCACACAACCCCACAGGUGUCGACCCUACCCAAGAUCAGUGGAAGGAGAUUGCCUCGCUCAUGAAGAGCAAGUCUCAGUUCCCCUUCUUCGACUGCGCAUACCAAGGCUUUGCAUCCGGUGAUCUGAACAAGGAUGCUUGGGCUAUCCGUUACUUUGUCGAGCAGGGCUUCGAGAUGUUCGUUGCCCAGAGUUACGCCAAGAACUUCGGUCUUUAUGGCGAGCGUGCUGGUUGCUUCCACUUCGUCACCGGUCCUGCUUCUGAGGCUGCUGACACCGCUGUCCGUGUCGGCAGUCAGCUUGCUAUCCUCCAGCGCUCUGAGAUCAGCAACCCUCCUGCAUACGGUGCCCGCAUUGCGUCAGUCAUUCUCAACGACGAUAAGCUCUUUGCCGAGUGGGAGGAGAACCUCCGUGAGAUGAGUGGUCGCAUCAUCUCGAUGCGCAAGGCUCUCAAGGCCAAGCUUGACGAGCUGCAGACUCCUGGCAACUGGGACCACAUCAUCAACCAGAUUGGUAUGUUCAGUUUCACCGGCUUGACCGAGAAGCAGGUCUUGAAGAUCAGAGCCGACGACCAUGUUUACAUGACCAAGAACGGCAGAAUCAGCAUGGCUGGCCUCAACACCAACAACGUCGAAUACUUUGCCAAGGCUGUUGACAAGGUUGUCCGCGAGACUUCAUAG